Molecule: messenger RNA, 1184 nt
Organism: Drosophila biarmipes
Lineage: Eukaryota; Metazoa; Arthropoda; Insecta; Diptera; Drosophilidae
Gene: TORIP
Exons: 3
Coding region: 77-1018 (313 amino acids)
Biological process (GO): membrane organization
Cellular component (GO): membrane
Molecular function (GO): ATPase activator activity
Source: RefSeq, a predicted model, not a curated record
CGGAAGUUUAGGCCAUCCCUACUCCGAGUUUCUCCUUUGUUGCAUUUGUGUUUUAUUUAUCUUUAAUUUUGGAAAAAUGAGUGAGCUUAAGAGGCGACCACUGCACGACGACUCCCCAAGGACUCUUUCCCAGCCGAGGGCCGAGGUGGACCAGAACAACCAAUUUACUUUGGAGUGUGUGAAUAGCUACGAGGAGGGUACCUCCUCAGCCGGCGAACAGGAGGAAAGUGAAUCCCAGGAGCAGGUGGAGGAUUCUGAAGACGGGAAUGUGUCCAGACGGAACAGUAUUCCAACUCCCAAACCGAGUUUGACCCAGGAACACCACCAUUCCAUCCAUGAACCUCAAGGAACGAAUGGACUCUACAUUAAACUAGCCCUUGCGGGUGCUCUUUUCGGAUUACUCUUCGUUUACGUUUGGGGAGGAUCGAGCGUUAAAGGGGACAAACAAUGUGCUUUCAAGGAUCUCCGGCAAAAUAACCCCCAACAGCCGGAGAUAGUCUGGAGAGCCCUGCAAACAGGAGUCGAGGGAUUGAUAAACAAAAGGGACAAGCACCCCAGUGUAUUUCUGUUUCUGCAUCAGGAUCCCAAGCUCCAGAAACUGAUCGAUGCCAUUGCCGUAGAGGCCUCUGCCUGUUAUGGUGGUCCCCGCCAGCUGAUUCACAUGAAAAAGGAGGACUUCGGGCCGGAUAUGAAAGACCACGGCUUGGCGAUUGAGCGUUUCAAGGCAAAGGUGAAAGAUGGAAAGGUUUUCCUGAUAGUGAACCUCAAUGAUAUUGCCCCGAGUGGAGCCCUUGCUCUGCACACAAUCUGCGAUACCUACAGCCCCGUCGUCGAAGAUGCUGUCAUCUUCCUUACACUCCGCACAUUUAACACAACCGCCGUAAAGAACUCCGUGCAGCUGGCCACGGAUACCCUGUACGAUCUGUGGGCCAAGGAGUUGCAGGACAACGAGCUAGAUCCCCUAAUUACUCGCGUCACCGAUCAGGUGCUUCACCUGAGAAGCGUUAGUUACGCUUAAAUAACCCUCAAAUCUCAAUACUUUCGAUGCCUGAAUAUUGGGAGGACUAAGCUCAAAGCUAUAAUUGAAAAAAAUUUAGGUAGCAUUUCUAAGAAUUCAAUUUUCAGAACUAUAUUCUGUUCUACAAUCGCUUUUUGUUAAAGAAAAUAAAAUCGUUUAGAAUACA